GUGUGUCUGCUGUAUUUCCGCUGCAGCACAGAAGCACAGGGCGAAAAAGAAAGGAAAAUGUGGGGAGUAAGGACAAACUGAGGCCGGGGCGGAAACACGAACAUCAGAAGUCUUUUUCUCCGCGGUCGAUCAGCAACGCGCUUUCUGACAUUUAGAGUAUAACGCCGGAUCUUUCGCGGUUUGAGGGUCGUUUCGAGGUUACGCCGUCCCCGUGUUCGGUGGUGUUUAGCUCCGAGGAAGCAGUUCGGCUAGCCAGCUGAGCCGAGUAGCCAGCCCGAGAUGGGGGCGAGAGCGAGCCGCAUCCAGGAAGACCCGGUCCCCUCCGCCUUCGGGAAGGACGGCGCCAAGCGGGAUUCCUACCGGCGACCCCGCUGUACGAGGCCCACCAGUCUUGUCGUCGACUUCUCGGGGAGCUUCGAGGACACGGAGGCCAACCGGAGCCGGUCGGAGGAGGGCAGCGACUCGGACCUCGGGCAGCAUGGGGCGAGCGCCGACGGCAGCCCCGCGGACCACCACAGCAUCCCCUCCGGCAUCGGCCAGGCUUCGCCUGCGGACGACAACAGCAGCGAGGGCAAGCCCCAGGAAGACGGCAGCGCGAGCCCGGGGGCGCCCGCAGACGCGGAGCACCAGCCCGGAGAGGAGACAGGCCGCACGCCCCACCGCACUUUCUCCGAGCGGCUGCCCGGGAAUCGCCACUCUUCCUCCCGCAGCGUCGGCGCACGGUCCGCCCGGGUGCGGGGCACACACCAGCGGCCGGUGUCGGAGGCGUGGAUCGGCCUCUACCGCGUUAACAACCGCCACGGCAAUAUCCGCUGUCCCUUCUGCUCAAAGCCUUUCCCGGGGGGUCGGAUCGAGGAUCACCUGCUGAGCUGUCUCACGUCUCCGCCUCUACCUUACAACACCGACAUGCUCAGUAAAGACAGCGGAGAGUGCUCGAUCUGUCUGGAGGACCUGGUGCAGGGAGAGACCAUCGCCAGGCUGGCUUGUCUCUGCGUCUACCACAAGAGCUGCAUCGACUCCUGGUCCAAGGUGAAGCCCUGCUGCCCCGAGCAUCCCUUCGAUUGACUCUCAGGUCACCGGCGUUCUGCACAGUGACCGACCCGACUCAGGAGACUACACUGAAUCCCAAUAAAAUCCCGAUGAAAAUGUGUAUUGAGUAAACGCCAGCCCGCUGCAGAUCUUCAGACGAUGAACGCUCGCCGCUCGGAUCUCGGCUUCAUCUGGACCAUUUCACUCCUGAACCCCCCCCAAACCCGCGGCCGGAUCCCUCGUCCGUUGGACGGUCUUGGCCUGAAAACCUGGAUUAUUUAAAUAUUUCUUUUAACCCUUGAACGAUCUGGGAAACACGGAGGAACACAAGGAAAACAAAACGAAAGAAAAAUGUCUUAACUGUGACUCUGGAUCCUCUCCUGUGUAAUUUUCCUUCCUCGGACUGGGAUCGGUGGCUUUGUCGUUCUGCAGAAAGCGUGUGGAGGGAGGGAGGAUGUUUCCUCUGCUCGGCUCGCCCCGGACGAUCGACCCGCCGGCGCCGCUCCGCUCCGACCCGGCCGCCGGUCCGGGGCUGCCGGGCGUUCUGCUUUCUAUUACCUGUAAACAUUUCAGGGGAAGUGUGGGGCCUUCUGUUCACUUCUGUUCUGUUGUUUUGAUCAUUUCUUGAGUAGGUCACUUUCUGGUAGGUGGUUAGUUAGCGCUGAGUUUCCCGUGCUGCUACGUGGUGGGUGUGUGAGAAGGCUGUAGGUGUUUCAUAGAGUCAUAGUUAACGCCUCUUUUGGCAUUUUGUGCACUUUUGCUCCUCAAAGCUGUGUUUUUUUGUUUUUUUGUUUUUUUUUUUUCCCCCUCAACAUUGAAUCUGGGAGAAGUGUGUGCAUGUGUGUGUGUUGAGAAGAUGACCUGGGACACAAUGCGUCCUGUGAGUGUGAGUGUGUGUGUGUGUUUGAAAGUGUAAAUUGCCCAGAAGUCUGCUUCUCAAGUUGUUCAAGUUACUGCUCUUUUUUCUUUCUUUCUUUUUUGUUUCUUGUGCUUUUUUGGGGCUGAACUUCCUGUUACACAUGACAUUUGGUACGCGAGGUCCAGAUCCAUUGCGGUUUGGGGGGGUUUAGCCCCCCCUCCCUCCCUUCUUCCUCCUCAUUUUCAAACACUCUGGGGUUUUGUCCGGAUUGUUUGGACUCGGGCCUCGAGCGACAAAGUUUGGCCAUCUGGCUCCACGGAUGCCAGAUCUGGGGAGGGGGGUUAGCAGGACGGGGGGAGGGGGGGGGACGGGUCCAGGAUGUAUUUUUGGGGACAUGUUUACGCCAUGUGGCAUCUGCCUCUCUUCUCCACAGCACUGGAGGCAACGGAGGACAGAUGAUGGUUAAUUAUUACAUAAGCCCCCCCCCCCCAACCCUGUUGCCCCCGUUUCGCUUUCAUUUUUUUUUAAACAAUUGUUACAUUUCUGAUGAUUAUUGCUCGAUGUGUUGAACGGCUUUCCUUUGCCUUUUAUUGCGUGUUGAUUGCCUUUGCCUGGUGAAGGGGUUUUUGUGCAAGCAGGUAUUUGUAGUGUUUUUCAUUAUUAUAUAUAAUAUAAUAUAAUAUAUAUAUUCAGGGCUGAGAUCGAAGCCCCUAAAGGGAGACUGCUCGACAGGCGCUGUGUGUGACACAGGUUGUCCUCCGGCCGAGAGAACAGACGUGGCGUGAUUGUGGACGCUGCUCAGAAGUGGCUCCGUGUGUUUGACUCUCAGAUUCCAGGCGAGCCUGGCGGGUCCGACCCCCCCCCCCCUGCCCCCCCGCCCCGCCUCUCCUGACUCCUCUUUUUCUUGUCCCUGGUGUUCUGUGGUCUGAGGUGCUACAGCCUGCCCCGCCCCUAGGGGGCAGCACCGUGCAUGUUUCUCACGUUAUGUAUUGGACAGGAGAAGAACGAUGCCAAAAGUCUCUGUGCGUUGGGGGGUUGGGGGGUUGGGGGGUUGUGGCUGCAGAAGACGGUGCAUCCCUCAUUCGGUGUGACAUUUGUCGUGGUGAUGAGUUCUGAUGUUCUACUUUGGGCUGGGAGGGGCGGGGCCGCUGGAGGUUGGGUUGUCCACAAAGAUAACAAGACAAUCUAAAACCCCACAAUCCCUUAUUUUAUCUUAUUUUAUCGUCCCACCCUCCCCCGUCAGCUGUGUGGUGCAAUACCUCAAAUUUCUACCAAUGCUAGCUAAACGUGGCGUGUGUAAACUAGCUCCUCUCCAACCAAGGAUGGUAUUUUGUAUAAAUGUCCCGGGUCCUCGGCUUUGACGUGUUUUGAGACCGAUGCAUUAGAUGGGAACGUUUUUCCUUUCUUUCUUUUUAGCGAAGAGUCACCACAGCGGUGUCUGCAUCCCGAGAUAUGGACAAUCUGCCUUUACUCUGGUAUUAAAAAAAAACAAA
Messenger RNA from Salarias fasciatus (jewelled blenny), 3381 nucleotides. Its product is annotated as E3 ubiquitin-protein ligase znrf2. The coding region runs from base 280 to 1065 and encodes 261 amino acids. Gene Ontology annotation, cellular component: cytoplasm; intracellular membrane-bounded organelle; membrane. Gene Ontology annotation, biological process: protein K48-linked ubiquitination; proteasome-mediated ubiquitin-dependent protein catabolic process. The transcript has 5 exons. Gene Ontology annotation, molecular function: ubiquitin protein ligase activity. Lineage: Eukaryota; Metazoa; Chordata; Actinopteri; Blenniiformes; Blenniidae. The record is from RefSeq and is a predicted model, not a curated record.